Molecule: messenger RNA, 1943 nt
Organism: Penaeus monodon (black tiger shrimp)
Lineage: Eukaryota; Metazoa; Arthropoda; Malacostraca; Decapoda; Penaeidae
Exons: 5
Coding region: 16-1734 (572 amino acids)
Biological process (GO): mitochondrial DNA replication
Cellular component (GO): mitochondrion
Molecular function (GO): single-stranded DNA exodeoxyribonuclease activity
Source: RefSeq, a predicted model, not a curated record
UUAAAAAAAUUAUAUAUGAAUAUAUUUCGGCUCGUAAUCCUCACGCACUCUUGUGUUUACAUUACAGCUUUGAGAAUCUCUGCCGCAGUCAAAAUGCUGAAGAAAAUAAUUUCUACCAGCAUUUCUGUAUUACAUCCAUGGCAGAGACCAGCUCUCUCUGCCAUGGGUAAUUCGCUGACAAUCCACCAACAGAGGUUUUGGUGUAGUUCAGAUAACUAUGAUGACCUGGGUAUGAACCAAGAGGAGGUCUUCAAUACAGAUACAGUUGCUGAAGCUGAGUUAAUGUAUUUUACAAAUGAACCAAAGAAAUUAGAGCAGAGGAAAAUGCCAGGAAAGGAUGUCAUUAGGCCAGUCAAGUAUUCAUUGGCCGCUACAAAUAAGAUGUUAUUUGGGCCUCUCCUAGAAACAAAAGUAGAGAAGAGACAGAGGCUGAAAAGAGAAGAGAAAGGCAUUAGUGAAGAGGACUAUCGGGAAAAACAGAAAAAGAAAAAAAAGGGUAAAAAAGAAAAGAAAUCAAGAACUAAGAAGAAAGAAGUCGAUCCUCUGAUAAGUAGACCGGAAAAUGCUCAUUAUUUUGGCGGUGUUAACGAAGAUGGUCUUCCGUCUGAAGCUGAUGCCUCACGUCUUCCACAUGAAAUUCUCGUAGAUGACUUCCAAGUUAAGGAUGAUACUGCUUACUCUAAUGAGAGCGAUAAGUUGUUUUCUAUUAAAAAAUUGCCCAAAUAUAAUUAUAGGUUUAGUUAUGAUGUCCAGGGUGCUCAGACAAAAAGUAGGACAAAAAAGAUAAUCAUACUUCAGGGACAAGACUUAAAGGCAAGUGCAGAAACUUACAUGGAGGAGGAGGAGGAAAAUGGCAUAAAAGAAACGGAAAACCAAACGUUAGAAGGUUUAAACAUAGAUACAAGUAGUACAUCGUCGGGAGUGAGCAAUUCAACACUUGUGACUAUUGAUAAUUCUACAUUCACUGCAGUGCCUACCAUAUUGGAUAUAGGAGAGAUACAAAACUUCCCCCUGUUUAGCAGUGAUAUCCGUCCCCAUGAGCUGCAGAUAGACUGCUCUCUGGAGACCAUAACGACAAUUGGGAUGUUUGACGGGGGUUAUCAGAAACUUCCAAGUGUCAGAAAGAUCUUGGAUGCCACAAUGCCCUUGCCAAAUAGAAUAGCACUAGAGAAGUGGAAGGCCAAGAUGAUUAAGGAACUUGGAGAAGAGGGCUUUAAUAAGUAUAGGCAAGAGUUGCUGGAUCGAGGGAAACUGCUUCAUGGGUGUAUCCAGUCAGAGCUAAGUGGCAUGACACUGAGUUCAGAUCAGACACUUGCAGUUUCUGGAUUCUGGACAAGUGUCAGACAUGUUAUUCCGAAUGUGUCAGAUGUUCAAGUGUUAGAGAGUCGUAUCAUUCACCCCUAUCUUUACUAUCAGGGAGCUGUGGAUUGUGUUGGUUCUUACAAGGGUAUGCCCAUACUCAUAGAAUGGAAGACGUCAGGGAAACCAAAGUUAUCAGUGAAAUCAAUGUUUGAUGACCCCCUUCAAGUUGUAGCCUACCUCGGUGCUCUAAACUUUGAUGGCAACUACAAGCUGCGACAGCCAAUUGAAUCAGCCAUGUUAGUUGUGGCAUAUGACACAGGUUUACCAGCACAUAUUCACAUCCUUAACAAAAAUGAUUGUGAACAUUAUUGGCGAAUGUGGUGCACGCGGCUUUCACAGUUCUGGAGCCAGCUGGCAGCUAAUCCUGCGUGAUGUAGAGAAAUUCAGAAUUCAUAACCGCAAGUCUCGUCAGAUGAAUAAAAGUGUAAAUUUGAUGAUUGUGAUAAUGGCGUAAUGUUUCCAAUAGUAUUUUUCAUUAUUUGUGUAUUUUAGAAUACAUGAUGGGUGUUGAAGUGAAAUGUAAUAUUGAAUUCUUUAUUUCUUCCUUUUAAUUGUAACAUUCAAUAAAAUAUCAUACAUUA